AUGAGUGACGGGGGCAGCGUGUGGGCUCUGGCCAUCGGCUGGGCGCUGGCCGUGCUGUGCGGAGGCGCCGGGCGCCUGGACAGCCGCUGCCUGGCUGGAGGGAAGCACAAGGCGGCCCCUAGCCCCGAGGAGCAGCUGGGCGUUUGCCAGCUCUAUGCCGCCAACGCCUGCUGCUCCCCCAGGGUGGCCCGGGAGAUCUCCAGCGCCCCACUCGCCAAGGUCAACGACAUCUACUGGGAUCGCUGCGGGAACCUCAGCCCCAGGUGCGAGCACUACCUGCAGCGGGUUGAAUGCUUCUACCGCUGCUCCCCCAGCGCCGCCCGCUGGCCCCACCCCCAGCGCCCCACAGCCGUCCUGGAGGUGCCCCUGUGCCUGAGCUUCUGUGAGGCGUGGUAUGAAGCCUGCAAGGAUGACCUGACUUGUGCCCGCAACUGGGUGAGUGACUGGCAGUGGGGUCCCCAGGGGAACAACUGCAGCCGGGACUGUGUGCCCUACAGCCAGAUGUACCGGGACAGCAGGGAGCUCUGCGAGAACAUCUGGGGUGACUCCUUUGUGGCCGCCCGGGAGCCCUGCCCGUGCCUGAGCCUGACAGGCUCCGACGCCAACCCACUGCCCGAGGACGGGGACAGCUCGGAGGAGCCGGACUCCACCAAAGCCGGCAGCCCCCGGGGGCCCUGCCCGGCCAGCGGCCUCCUCCGGCGCGGCCUGCGCAAGCGCUCCAUCUUCAUGGAGGACGUGGAGGGGAGCGGGAGUGGGUUCUAA
Molecule: messenger RNA, 762 nt
Organism: Emys orbicularis (European pond turtle)
Lineage: Eukaryota; Metazoa; Chordata; Testudines; Emydidae
Gene: RTBDN
Product: retbindin
Exons: 5
Coding region: 1-762 (253 amino acids)
Cellular component (GO): external side of plasma membrane
Molecular function (GO): riboflavin binding; signaling receptor activity; riboflavin transmembrane transporter activity
Source: RefSeq, a predicted model, not a curated record